AUGGCCGUUGCACGCUCCAUGCGCCGCACGAGCCCAGUCAGCCUCCUGUUGGCAGCGCUGCUGGCAUUUGGCUUCAUAUGCUUCAUGCUCUCACCCUCGACACCCGCAUCCUCCGCAUCCGCAGCCGUAAGCUCCCAGCAACGCCAGGAAAAUGCCGCCGAGCACCCUCUCUCCUCCCCCACAAAGCCAUUCUUCAAAUCGCAACCAAUCCGGAGCGAUGGCUAUAAGGCGGCUCCUCCAGUCGUCCAAUACGACCUCAACAACCUAACCAGCAGCGCGGACUCAGUCGCCAACGGCGAGCGGGUCCUCAUCCUCACCCCGCUCGCGCGCUUCUACCAGGAAUACUGGGACAACAUCGUCAAACUGAGCUAUCCCCACGAGUUGAUCUCGCUCGGAUUCAUCGCACCGAAAACAAGUGACGGCAACGCGGCAGUUGCGGCUCUAGAGAAAGCUAUUGCCAAGACGCAAUCGGGGCCAAUCGACAACCGCUUUGCGAGCAUUAGCAUCCUCCGCCAAGACUUCGAUCCACCAUUGAAAUCCCAAGAUGAGAAGGCCCGACAUGCAAUGUCCGCGCAGAAGGAGCGUCGCGAGUCCAUGAGCCGGGCUCGGAACAGUCUCGUCUUCACAACGCUCGGGCCCUCCACUUCCUGGGUUCUCUGGCUGGAUAGUGACGUUGUCGAGACGCCGGCGUCGCUCAUUCAGGACCUAACAUCGUUCGAUCAGCCGGUGAUUGUGCCGAACUGUUUCCAGCGCUUCUACGAUGCUGCGAAGAAGAAGUGGGAUAUCAGGCCCUAUGACUUCAACUCUUGGGUUGAUAGCCAGAUAGCGCAGAACCUCGCCGCAAACAUGGGCCCUGAUGAGAUUCUGCUCGAGGGAUAUGCGGAGAUGCCUACUUAUCGCACUCUCAUGGCGUACCUGCCAGAUAUGACAAACCUUGAUCCGAAGAAGAUGCUUGCUCUCGACGGUGUUGGUGGUACUGCUUUGUUAGUCAAGGCCGAUGUACACCGUGACGGAGCUAUGUUCCCGGCCUUCCCAUUCUACCAUUUGGUAGAGACAGAGGGCUUUGCGAAGAUGGCUCGGCGAUUGGGGUACGAGGUCAUCGGACUUCCGGAUUACUUCGUCUACCAUUAUAACGAGUAA
This is a messenger RNA of Penicillium paradoxum, 1140 nucleotides long. Its product is annotated as mannosyltransferase complex subunit MNN9. The coding region runs from base 1 to 1140 and encodes 379 amino acids. Lineage: Eukaryota; Fungi; Ascomycota; Eurotiomycetes; Eurotiales; Aspergillaceae. The record is from RefSeq and is a predicted model, not a curated record. Gene Ontology annotation, molecular function: alpha-1,6-mannosyltransferase activity. Gene Ontology annotation, cellular component: mannan polymerase complex. The transcript has 2 exons. Gene Ontology annotation, biological process: cell wall mannoprotein biosynthetic process; protein N-linked glycosylation.